AUGGCGUCGCCUAAGAUUAUCCUUUACACCAAUCGCCUCUGCCCCUGGGCACACCGCGCCCACAUUGUGCUGAAAGAGCUCGGCUUGCAAUACGAAGAGGUCACUAUUGACCUAGACACACCCCGUGAGCCGUGGUAUCUGGAAGUCAACCCGCGUGGCCUGGUCCCUAGUAUUUCCUACAAUGGCAACGUCAUCACCGAGUCUGGCAUCGUUGCCCAGUUCUUGGCUGAUGCUCACCCCUCGCAUCUCACACCCCCGUCGGGCCCGGCCGAGAACGCGCUGUACCGCGCCCGCCAGUCAUUCUUUGUGGACGCUUUCUUUAGCAAGGUUGUCCCGCACUUCUUUGCCAGCAUGCGGUCGGUCUCGGAGGAGGAGCGCGAUGCCGCCGCAGAGCAGUUGGUUGCUGCUGUCGUGAAGGAGGUUGAGCCUUUGCUGGCGUCGACCGAGGGCAAGGGCCCGUUCUUUGGCGGCAGUGAGAAGCUCACCUUGGCCGAGGUUCAAUCUGGAUCCUUCCUGCUCCGUAUCCUGGGCUUCGCUAAGCCCGAGCAUGGUUUGGUGAGCACCAAGCUGCCGGGCCUGCUGGAGCAGCAGGCACCACGAUUCAAGCGCUGGGCGGAGGCUACUGUCGCCCACGAGAGCGUCAAUUUUAUCUUCAAUGAGAAGGCCAUUGCGGAUCGGACGCGGGCUCGAUAUGCCCCCAAGCCGUAA
This is a messenger RNA of Penicillium macrosclerotiorum, 708 nucleotides long. Its product is annotated as glutathione S-transferase family protein. The transcript is spliced from 3 exons. The record is from RefSeq and is a predicted model, not a curated record. The coding region runs from base 1 to 708 and encodes 235 amino acids. Gene Ontology annotation, cellular component: cytoplasm. Lineage: Eukaryota; Fungi; Ascomycota; Eurotiomycetes; Eurotiales; Aspergillaceae.